GUGACAGGCAAGGGGGCGAGCUGCGCGACCAGCGGUUUGUUUUUCGGAGCGUUCCUGAGGUGGAGAACGGUGGCCCGACGGAGGAACUGCGGGACUGAGCGACUGGUCAGCGGGAGGGCCGAGCGGCGCAGCCGAGGCCAGGCUGGGCCGAGCCGAGGAGCUCCGGGGAUGUAGCGGGCCACCCUGCCCAUGCCACAGCGCCCGGCCGCGGCCGGAGCCGGAGCCGGAGCCUGGGGAGGCGGCGGGGGGCCCGAGCUCAGCCCGCGCCCCCCGCGCGGAGCCAGGCCCGCUGCCGUCCCCGCCGCCCGGGCCCCCGGCAUGCAGCCCCGGCUGCGGAGGUGACACUCGGGCCCGAGCAGCCGCCGCCGCCAUCGCCACCAUGGAUGAACAGGAGGCAUUGAACUCGAUCAUGAAGGAUCUGGUGGCCCUCCAGAUGAGCCGACGUCCCCGGGUGCCUGGAUAUGAGACCAUGAAGAACAAAGACACGGGUCACCCAAAUAGGCAGAAAAGAAAACAUAACAGGAUCAGCUCAGCCCUUCUGAACAGCACCACAGUAACAACAGGCUUAUGUGCAGGGGCCAGUGAGAAAGAGGAAUUUUGGAGUGACGUCAGAAUCAAGUUUGAGCACAACGGGGAGAGGCGAAUUAUAGCAUUCAGUCGGCCUGUGAGAUACGAGGAUGUGGAGCACAAGGUGACAACAGUAUUUGGGCAGCCUCUUGAUCUCCAUUACAUGAACAAUGAGCUCUCCAUCCUGCUGAAGAACCAGGAUGAUCUUGAUAAAGCAAUUGACAUUUUGGAUAGAAGCUCAAGCAUGAAAAGCCUUAGGAUACUGCUGCUGUCCCAAGACAGGAACCACACCAGUUCUUCUCCCCACUCCGGGGUGUCCAGACAGGUGCGGAUCAAAGCUUCCCAGUCUGCAGGAGAUAUAAAUACCAUCUACCAGCCCCCUGAGCCCAGAAGUAGGCACCUCUCUGUCAGCUCUCAGAACCCUGGCCGAAGCUCACCUCCCCCUGGCUAUGUGCCUGAACGGCAGCAGCGCAUUGCCCGGCAGGGUUCCUACACCAGCAUCAACAGUGAGGGGGAGUUCAUUCCAGAGACCAGCGAGCAAUGUAUGCUGGAUCCCCUGGACAGUGCUGAAAAUUCCUUGUCAGGAAGCUGCCAAUCCUUGGACAGGUCAGCAGACAGUCCAUCGUUCCGGAAAUCGAGAAUGUCCCGAGCCCAGAGCUUCCCAGACAACAGACAGGAGUUCUCGGAUCGGGAAACUCAGCUCUAUGACAAAGGGGUCAAAGGUGGAACCUACCCCCGGCGCUACCACGUUUCUGUGCACCACAAGGACUACAACGAUGGUAGAAGAACAUUUCCCCGAAUACGACGUCAUCAAGGUAACCUGUUCACCCUGGUGCCCUCCAGCCGCUCCCUGAGCACAAAUGGCGAGAACAUGGGUCUGGCGGUGCAAUAUCUGGACCCCCGAGGGCGCCUGCGGAGUGCAGACAGCGAGAACGCCCUCUCAGUGCAGGAGAGGAAUGUGCCGACCAAGUCUCCUAGUGCCCCCAUCAAUUGGCGCCGAGGGAAGCUCCUGGGCCAGGGUGCCUUCGGCAGAGUCUAUUUGUGUUAUGACGUGGACACAGGACGUGAACUUGCUUCUAAGCAGGUCCAGUUUGACCCAGACAGUCCUGAGACAAGCAAGGAGGUGAGUGCUCUGGAGUGUGAGAUCCAGUUGCUGAAGAACUUGCAGCACGAGCGCAUUGUGCAGUACUAUGGCUGUCUGCGGGACCGUGCUGAGAAGACCCUGACCAUCUUCAUGGAGUACAUGCCGGGGGGCUCAGUGAAAGACCAGCUGAAGGCCUAUGGAGCUCUGACGGAGAGUGUGACCCGAAAAUACACCCGGCAGAUCCUGGAAGGCAUGUCUUAUCUGCAUAGCAACAUGAUCGUUCACCGAGACAUCAAGGGAGCCAACAUCCUCCGAGACUCUGCAGGGAACGUGAAGCUGGGGGACUUUGGGGCCAGCAAACGCCUGCAGACCAUCUGCAUGUCAGGCCCAGGCAUGCGCUCGGUCACCGGCACACCCUACUGGAUGAGCCCUGAGGUGAUCAGCGGCGAAGGCUAUGGAAGGAAGGCAGACGUGUGGAGCCUGGGCUGCACUGUGGUAGAGAUGCUGACGGAGAAACCACCUUGGGCAGAGUAUGAAGCCAUGGCCGCCAUUUUCAAGAUUGCCACGCAGCCCACGAAUCCUCAGCUGCCCUCCCAUAUCUCUGAGCACGGGCGGGACUUCCUGAGGCGCAUUUUUGUGGAGGCCCGCCAGAGACCUUCUGCCGAGGAGCUGCUCACACACCACUUUGCACAGCUUGUGUACUGAGCUCUCAAGGCCAUGCUGCUGCCGGCCGCCCCUGCUGCAUGGGCAAGGGGCUGCUGUGGGGCUCAGCAGAGUUGCUGCUUCUCCCAGGCAAGGCUGUGGACCGUGGAGCUACAGUCAGCCAGCGUUUGUGCCCCUUCUGCCACUGGGGCUCAGAACGAGGGUGGGGCGGCUGCAGCCUCACGGACUGGAAGCCCCCAGCCUGCCAGACCUGAGAGCUCCAGCCUCAUCAGCUCAGCGUGGAGGGUGAGGGGCUAGGAACAGUGUGUGAGGCGCUGCAGGCCCCACCCCUGGGGCUGUGUCCUGACACUGCAGUCAGCACCAGCGUCCAUCUUGUGCCAUCUUGGGGGCACAUGGUGGACACGAGGGUCCGAAUAGUGUUACUUUCAUUCAGAGUGUUACUUUGUUUCUCCUCCCCAUGUCUGGAGAUCACCAGGGCAUCUCUGGGCUGGACGAGCCCACCCAGGCCUGAGGUAAAGCCCAGCAACCCACAGCCAAUGGAAGGCAGAGGCCUGGGCUGCACUCUCCCUCGAGCCUCCAGGUCAGCUUUGCCAGUCCCUGUCCUUACCAAAGAUGAAUGAAGCAAAUGUUAUGCUGCCUUAUUCAGGGGAGGAGGAGCCCGUCUCCUGCCUACCCCUGUGACCCUGCCUUCCCAAGCAGGGGCCUGAGAUGUGGAACUGCCCCACUGAGGGGGCAGUUUUGUCAAUGCAAUUGUCUCUGUUUUACAAAUUGGAGUCACUCUUAUGCUGUGCCCAGUUUUUGAACUGGAGACUAUGGGCCCUCUGGGCUCUGAGUACCCCUGCUAUGGGCUCAGGCCUUAGGCUGGAUUGGAAAGAGCUGAAGGUAAUGGCCUUUGUGCUCCUGGCCUGGUAUCUGUUCCCCCACUGCAUCAGACAGGAAGAUGGACUGCGCUGAGAGCCUCUGACCCAGCUGGCCACCCUGCCCUGAGCAGGGCACUCGGGCUGGCCAGGGGAGCUCCAUCAGGCUGUCUGUGAGUAUGGUCCAGCUGGGCCAGAGCCUCUCCCACUGGUGGAAGGGAGAGCCCCUGUGCCACCGAUCAUGUCCAUAACCGCCAGCUCUGUUCGUCCUUGGCCAGCCUUGCCCAUCCCCGUGAGGUUUCAGCCUCUUUCUCUUCUUGCUCCUCCCUUGAGGGAGGAGUGGCAGCAGGGGUCUGGGAGCCAGUAUCUCCAAGCAGCUUAGAGUUGGCCUUAUUUACCUCAGCCUGGGCGCUGGUCCUUUUUUCCGGCCCCUCCCCUCCAAAAUGUGCCUAUUGCUAGAGCUCCUCCCUCUCAACACCCAGUUUCCUUGGGAGUUGUCAUUAAAGGAAAAAAAAAAAAAAGCCAGUGCCCAGGGAUGGGCAUCUCCAGGGAACUGGGGAUCAGCGCCAGGCAGCUCAUUGCCAGCCAUGCCCACUUCCCCAAGGGCACCAGAACAAGCCAAAGCCUUCGUUGUAUGUUGACGAUGCACUUUUAUGAAUGUAGUUUCUAUCGCUGUUUUUAGCCUUUUCACAUCAUGUAAUGUGAGGCCUUGUACUUGUUAAUUUAUAUCUCAGAUCAUAUUUGAUGGUUUGUAUAUAUAUCACUUCUAGACUGUUACAGGUGAUGGACACCUCAAGAGAGAAAAAAUGAAAGCCGGUUUUGCAGGAAUGUGUUGCACGGUGCCAACUGGGCCUGGGCCUGUUUCCAUCCUUUUCUCCUGGGGGUCUCUGCCAGGCACCCCCAGCCCAGCCCUAAGACAGCGAGUAUGUGCUCCUGUCUCCACCUCGGCCCUUGCCCAGGGUGGGGACCGGGCCCCUCAUCUCGACCAAAGCUGCCCAGUGGCAGCUCGGCCUCUUCACGACCCCAUCCUGAUGGCUCCACCACUCUUCUUGGGCUCACACCCCUGUCUCACCCCCAUUUCCCAAGGGGAAACAGAGCGUGUGCGGUGCAGGAGCUGACAAGAUGAGACGACUCUGUGUCCCAGGUUCAGGCUCUCACAGAGCCCCCAUUCCCAACCAACCCCCCCAAGGGUCUUAACCUCACAGGGAAUGUGUUUUUAAGAACAAAUUUGCAAAUAAGCCAACCCUGCACUCCAAAAUAGACCCUGAUUUUUUUGUGUGCCCAAAACUGUGGACAUGCUGGCUCAGCAUCCUCAGGACCAAGCUGUUGCUUAAUUUUAAUUUAUUAUUAAAUAAUCCAGAUGACAAGUUGUGGGCUUAGAAUGGCCUGGGCCCAAAGGUUCUGAAGGGCAGUCUCCUAGCAGCCCCAGGGUUGCUGUGGGAAGGGCCAAUGUGCUGUUUGCUUAUCAUCCUGUGGGGCAUGUCAGCCUUGGCCAACGCAACAGAGGCCAACACUGGGGACAAUCUGUCCUCUGCUACCCUCCUGCCCCUCCCACCCACUCCGCUCUGUGUCUGUGUCUGAAUUGUGGAUUGUGCAGAAGAACCUGCAGCCAUAGUUAUCUGACUAUAUCUUGACCGAGGGCUUG
Molecule: messenger RNA, 4816 nt
Organism: Phyllostomus discolor (pale spear-nosed bat)
Lineage: Eukaryota; Metazoa; Chordata; Mammalia; Chiroptera; Phyllostomidae
Gene: MAP3K3
Product: mitogen-activated protein kinase kinase kinase 3
Exons: 17
Coding region: 380-2356 (658 amino acids)
Biological process (GO): protein phosphorylation
Molecular function (GO): protein binding; ATP binding; protein kinase activity
Source: RefSeq, a predicted model, not a curated record